Molecule: messenger RNA, 3773 nt
Organism: Lontra canadensis (Northern American river otter)
Lineage: Eukaryota; Metazoa; Chordata; Mammalia; Carnivora; Mustelidae
Gene: PFKFB2
Product: 6-phosphofructo-2-kinase/fructose-2,6-biphosphatase 2
Exons: 17
Coding region: 158-1744 (528 amino acids)
Biological process (GO): fructose 2,6-bisphosphate metabolic process; fructose metabolic process
Cellular component (GO): cytosol
Molecular function (GO): ATP binding; 6-phosphofructo-2-kinase activity; fructose-2,6-bisphosphate 2-phosphatase activity
Source: RefSeq, a predicted model, not a curated record
CGGAGCCUGACAGGGGCACGUGAUUUGCCGGCUACUGGUGUGCCGGGCCCGGACCACAGUGUGUCAGCUCCUGUCCGCAGCCUAACGGGACGAGUGCCGGGGCCACUGUCGGGAGGGAGCUUAGGAGGGAUCGUAGGACAUCUACUGAGGAGCUGCCAUGUCUGGGAAUACUGCUUCUUCAUCACAACAGAACAACAACAGCUAUGAAACCAAGGCCUCCAGUCUUCGAAUGUCAGAGAAGAAAUGUUCGUGGGCAUCUUACAUGACCAACUCCCCAACUCUCAUCGUUAUGAUUGGCUUGCCAGCCCGAGGCAAAACCUAUGUAUCCAAGAAACUCACACGGUACCUCAACUGGAUUGGGGUGCCCACCAAAGUGUUUAAUCUUGGGGUAUAUCGGCGUGAAGCAGUCAAGUCCUAUAAGUCCUACGACUUCUUCCGGCAUGACAAUGAGGAGGCCAUGAAGAUCCGCAAACAGUGUGCUCUGGUGGCGCUGGAAGAUGUGAAGGCGUAUCUCACUGAGGAGAGCGGGCAGAUCGCGGUGUUCGAUGCCACCAAUACCACUAGGGAGAGAAGGGACAUGAUUCUGAGCUUUGCCAAGGAGAACUCCUUCAAGGUGUUCUUUGUGGAAUCCGUCUGCGAUGAUCCUGAUGUCAUUGCUGCCAACAUCCUGGAGGUAAAGGUGUCGAGCCCUGACUACCCUGAAAGGAACAGGGAGAAUGUGAUGGAGGACUUCCUAAAGAGAAUUGAGUGCUACAAAGUCACCUAUCAACCCCUUGACCCAGACAACUAUGACAAGGAUCUCUCUUUCAUCAAGGUGAUAAAUGUGGGCCAGCGAUUUUUAGUCAACAGAGUCCAGGACUACAUCCAGAGCAAGAUAGUCUACUACCUCAUGAAUAUCCACGUGCAGCCUCGCACCAUUUACCUUUGCCGGCAUGGAGAAAGCGAGUUCAACCUCUUGGGGAAGAUUGGGGGUGACUCUGGCCUCUCGGUGCGGGGAAAACAGUUUGCCCAGGCUCUAAGGAAGUUUCUGGAGGAACAGGAGAUAGCAGACCUCAAAGUGUGGACAAGCCAGCUAAAGAGGACUAUCCAAACCGCCGAAUCCCUGGGUGUGACCUAUGAGCAGUGGAAGAUUCUGAAUGAGAUCGAUGCUGGCGUGUGUGAGGAGAUGACCUAUGCGCAGAUUGAGAAGCAGUACCCAGACGAGUUCGCGCUUCGAGAUCAAGAGAAAUACCUGUACCGGUACCCUGGUGGGGAGUCGUACCAGGACCUGGUACAGCGGCUGGAGCCUGUCAUCAUGGAGCUGGAGCGUCAGGGCAACGUCCUCGUCAUCUCCCACCAGGCUGUCAUGCGCUGCCUGCUGGCCUACUUCUUGGAUAAGGGUGCAGAUGAGCUACCAUAUUUGAGGUGUCCCCUUCAUACCAUCUUCAAACUUACUCCUGUGGCCUACGGAUGUAAAGUGGAAACCAUAAAACUCAAUGUGGAGGCUGUGAACACGCACCGUGACAAGCCAACCAACAACUUCCCCAAGAACCAAACCCCUGUAAGGAUGAGAAGGAACAGCUUUACGCCUCUGUCCAGUUCGAAUACAAUAAGGCGUCCAAGAAAUUACAGUGUUGGGAGCCGGCCCCUCAAGCCCCUCAGCCCUCUCCGUGCCCUGGACACGCAAGAAGGGGCCGACCAGCCGAAGACCCAAGUCAGCAUUCCGGAUUUCCUGCAGCUUCUACCUCCUAUCUUGGGUGUAUAGCUUAGUGCCCGGUCCAACGUGGUUACAAAGGCAGAGACGGGGUUGGCUGUGCACAGGCACUCUUCAGCGUCCCUCACACCGCUUUGCUGAUGAUGUAAAGGUUGAAGCCAGACCCCUCCAGGAUCUACUACAAGGCUGUUGAUGGCAGCCCCACGGGGGCUCUAUCAGGAAGUUAAGCUGGGUUUGGACAUUUGAGGCCACCAAAAUGAGGCCUGGAAAAAACAUUACAUUUCUUCCCCUCAUGCCUAAUGGGAAUACGUGUUACACGGGAAAACUUAAGUGCCCUGUGCCUCAAAACAUCUAACAGCCCAACCCGAUCAGUUCGUAUGAUCUCUUUGCUGGGUGUGACCCCAGUUGGCCAGUCUUGUUCCUUUUCGGCCUUUAACUUCCUACCUGCGAUUGUAUCCCUGGCUGCCUGUUCUUUUCUGGAACGCAAAUGGCACCUCUUCAGACUUGUUUCCGAGUGAGAGGGCUGCACUACCACGAGCCUAUUCUGUGCUGUAAGAGCUGGUCUCUGCGUCCGUUCCAGCGAGCAGGCUAGAGGACCUUAUAUAUAUGUUAGCCGUCCCUUUUCUGUCACGUUGGAAAUGAGACAAAUUCAGCAGGUGAGUGGAGGGUAUCUGAGAAAUUCAGUCCCUGUAAUGUCUCUUCUGCGGUGGUGGAAGGGCAGCAUCAAUUGCCUUUUCACAGAGAGAAGUUUUUCCUUGUUCCAGGCCCUGUAAGGGCAGGAUCUGACUGCAAGGCUCCCCAGAAUGGGUCCCUGUCUUCAAAGUACCCUUUUCCGAAGUAGCUACUGUAUUUCCUACCUGAUGCUGCAUCCCCUCACAGCGGCAGAGGGAGGCGCCAUUCUCCAGUGGUUGGGAAUGAGGGUUGGAGAGAAAAGUAGGCGCUAUUGACAGGACCUGAAGAAGUGAAGAGGGUUCCUUGGGAAUCAACUGUACCAGGGAGUUCUUGCUUCAGACCAGGUUCAGGGGGGCAUGGCUUUCUGUGGGGUCUGUCACUAUGAUGCGGUCUCUAUGAAAGCUGCGGAUGUGGCUUUGAGAGCAGCUGGUCUUCUGAUGCCUGCCUCUUAGCUAAUUGUCUCUAGUGGGGUCUCCUGGUCAUUUAUAUAGAACACUGGGGCAAGGGGUGGGCUGGGGGAGACCCCAGUCUUUGAGGCAUCUGUCAUUUGGCUUCCUGUAAAGAUAAGCCAGGUAAUUCUCUAGAUCAGUGUGAUUCUCUGUCAAUGUGAUUUUGAUGUCAAUACUCCAAUAGAGGGAAUAGAAGCUCCAAAAGAUAAAUACCUUACAAGCAAAAUUCUUUUUUUUUUUUUUUAAAGAAUAGUAAGUUUUUUAGCUUUUUAAAUAAUUUUUCCCUUUCAUGCAGAAUACCCUCUUGCUGGGCAAGAGGGUAAGUAACAAGAAAAGAAAGAAAUGCAUUUUUUCCCCAAAUGGUUCUUUUAUACUGUGGUUGAUAUGGGGCUCCCUUACCUAAGAUGUGAUGAGCUGGGCUGCGGGCAGUUCAGCAUCCCGGAACCAGGAGCUUAUUUUAUACGCACAAAGCUGCCUUCAGAAAGGCUCCUGACUCUGCUCUGUAGCCGGGGAUUUUCAUCUGGCCUCUCUGAGCAUGCGGAACUGUCACUAUUUUGUUCUUGUGCUGCGGGUUUCUUUCUGCAUCUAAACGCAGUGUCUGUUGAUGAUCAGAUAAUGUUUUUACUUAGUUAUUUAUUCAUUCAUGUGUGAUAUUUUUAAGUCCCAUGUGAGUGUUUGCAUGUGUUUGAUCAGAAUGUAAGAUAAUUGGUGUUGCUGUUUUUUGGUAGAAAUUGAGGUAGUUUGAGAUUUUUAAAUGUGAUGUCCAUAGUAUUACCUUAAAUUAAAUUUCUAAGGUCUAGGUGUCUGUCUUCUGUAAAAGGAUGGCAACGAUGUUAAGGCACGGCAGAUUUCUUUUGAGUACUCUUUUCCUCGUUGAUUUAUAAGUAUCAACCAAGAGAUGCAUUUCUCUGGAGAGAAGUUUAUCUCCUGGAUAAAUAAAAUCAUGCUAAAAUAUGUCA